Messenger RNA from Vicia faba (fava bean), 909 nucleotides. The record is from the annotation of a GenBank genome assembly. NCBI's taxonomy places the organism in Eukaryota, Viridiplantae, Streptophyta, Magnoliopsida, Fabales, Fabaceae.
AUGAGUAAUAAUUCAAAGGAAGUUGAGUUUCCAUUGAAACAAGAGAUUCACCAAAACUCAAAUGAUCAACAAGAAAAAGAAAAGGCUUCAUCAUCAUCAUUAAACUCGUUAUCUUCGACGCAGUGGCCAAGAUUGAAAGAUCCAAGAAUUGUUAGAGUAUCAAGAGCCUUUGGUGGAAAAGAUAGACAUAGCAAAGUUUGCACAAUAAGAGGAUUAAGAGAUAGAAGAAUAAGACUUUCAGUUCCAACAGCUAUUCAACUCUAUGAUCUUCAAGAUAGGAGCAAAUUUCAACUUCGGAGUAACAAUAUUCAUUGGGACGGUUCGUCUUCAAGCCAUGAAUCGAAAGAGGUUUCGAGAGAAAUGGUUAUGGAAAAAGGGAAUUAUUGGAUGAAUAAUAGAAGUACUACUCAAGAAGAGGUAAAUGUUAACACAAAGCAAGGUAGUAACAAUGUUGAAGUUCCUAGUGCAAUUGCUUUACCUAAUAGUAACAAUUUGUUGCAAAGACCAAAUCACCCUUCAUUUCUUGGUUUGUUAAAUACAAUGCCAUUUGGUUCUAGUUACAAUUGGGGAGUUUCUUCAAAUGAUCAUGCUUUUGCAAAUCAAGAAGUUGUUAGUGCAAUUACAUCUUUGCCACCAAUGUUGUCUUUAUCAACUGGAAAUUCUUCUCAAAUGUUGUUUGGAACAUCACAAUCAUAUUUUUCUUCAAAUGUAAAUGCAAUGGAGAUGGAACAUCAUCAACAACAUCAACAUCAACAGCAUCAAAGACAAAUCAAUAAUCAUUAUCAUCAAAUGUUGAGUUCGUCGAGUUCGCAAAAUCCGUUGAAUAAUUCUCUCAACAAUCCAUCUUUCAGUUUGGCCAAAUUUCUAGAAAACUCAUCAAAUAAAGAACAAGGCUUCUCUCCAAAGUGA